This is a messenger RNA of Cuscuta europaea, 763 nucleotides long. Lineage: Eukaryota; Viridiplantae; Streptophyta; Magnoliopsida; Solanales; Convolvulaceae. The record is from the annotation of a GenBank genome assembly.
UGAUAAUGUGCGCAUAGUUGUUGAAAAGGUAAUUAUUCCUGGUGCGAGGGUACCUUACCCGGAUGACGAGGUACAGAAAGUGGAAGAUGCACUUUCUCAAUUUAUUGCUUGGCCGAAAGUUUUGGUAGAGUUGGAAACUGAAACUGAGGUGCACCAACGAGGAGUUCAAAAAGGCAAAGGGUUAGAAAUGUCAUCCUUGGAUCCCAAUUGUCCUUCAUCUGUGGAUGUAAGUGGCAUGUCUAGAGAGUUUCAGUUGGCAAAAACAAUUGCAAUUGGAUUGCACGCCGGUGAGGUCAUUGAUGUAAAUGUGGAUGCUGACAUCGUUGGGAUGCAAUAUGGAUUUCAAAUUUGUCAGGAAGAGAUCGUGCGCUUUCUGAAGAUGGAGAGUCUGGAUAUUUGUGCAGUCACACUAUUUUGCAUAUGUCUGUAUCAGCAGCUUGACUUGAAAGCAAAUAAAAUGUUUGGUCUCUUGUGUCCAAAUAUGGUACAACAAAAGACAGAUGACAAUGACAAGAUUGCUUACCUUUCUAGCACUUUUUUGAGAGGAACAAAAAAGUAUUAUCUUGCCCCAUAUUAUGAGAGUUGCCAUUGGACGUUAUGUGUUAUUUGUCCAAGCUCGUACGAGGCAUUUUGGUUUGACUCAAUUGAUAGUCAACCGUCUCAGGACAUCAAGCAAAUAAUAGAAGUGUCAUUCAAACAAGCUGCGCUAAAAGGUAGAACUUCUGCAAAUCGUUACAGCACAACAAAAUGGGUUAUUUGUCCG